Messenger RNA from Wyeomyia smithii (pitcher-plant mosquito), 1869 nucleotides. Its product is annotated as proclotting enzyme-like. Gene Ontology annotation, biological process: proteolysis. NCBI's taxonomy places the organism in Eukaryota, Metazoa, Arthropoda, Insecta, Diptera, Culicidae. The transcript is spliced from 4 exons. The record is from RefSeq and is a predicted model, not a curated record. Gene Ontology annotation, molecular function: serine-type endopeptidase activity. Bases 450 to 1766 code for a protein of 438 amino acids.
ACCCAUUUGAUUAGAAGGUUAAAAGUUACUGGAAGCAGAACACAUCUACUAAUUGAACCCAAAGCAGAAAACUCAUCGACGCUCGGCUGCAUAAGCGAUAUGGGCGAGUGACCUUGAGACAUCGCACUACUUACACCCAAACAACGGGCAGAUUAUUCAUUCAAAUAACUGUAAACUGUUAGCAGCUCUUGGCCUGCUCCAUCUCGUGUAAGCCCAGCGCUGAAAUCGUAACAAUUAGUAAUUCGGCAAGUUUGUCCCCAUUUCUGAAUCCUCUCUGGCGAAGAGAAGGUCGCUCUGAUAUGCGAAACCGCUGGAACCGGGCUACAAGCGAUAAGGCGACUCCAUUCGCACUGCAGGCAGUUGCUGUUCGCGCCUGGAGAGAAGAAGAUCGCGGAAUCUUGAAGCGCCGUUCAGUUCUUAUUACAUGAUUAAUUUAAGUUGUUGCAACCAUGUUUAAAGGAAAAUUUUGGUGGCGUUUAGUCGUUACUACGUGUGUGAUACAAAUCGGAUUUUGCCUAGUUUUAGAUGAUGAUCAUCUGCGAGACAGCGAUACUAUUCAAAAUGGUGACAACGACCAUGAUGAUUUGAAGCAGGAAUCAACGAUCACAACAAAAGCAUCGCAUAGGAAACCGUUCCGAGUAAUAAAAGCCGAGCGCGAAAGCAAACAUCUCGAUCUCAAUUUACUACGCAAAAAGCGCUUUAUCGGAAACCUGUUAAAGCCGUCUAAGAAAUCCCUUCAAAACUGCACAACGCCGAGCGGAACGCCAGGACACUGCAAGCGAUACGAACAUUGUAAGUUUCCGGAUCCAAAAGACAAUAUAUGGAAGAUUCUUGGACAAUUGUGCGUUCUUGAAAAUAUCUUAAUAGGCGUAUGUUGCCCCGAAAAUUUAACAGAAGGUUCAGGGCCGGAAUUCUCGGCACGCUUACCGGCGUUUGCUGACGAAAACGGUUACGAUUCGGUAGAAGGUCUUGAAGGAACUGACAAGAUCGAAUCACGAGAUGCUCUGGAACGACCAGAGGAGCGAGGAUGUGGAAUUUCAACCAAACAGAUACCAAAAAUUGCUGGUGGGCGACCUGCAGAUCCACAAGAAUGGCCUUGGAUGGCUGCGCUGAUAGCUAAUCUCGGCCAACAGUCAUUCUGUGGAGGAGUUCUGGUCACCGAUCGGCAUGUCAUGACAGCUGCUCACUGUGUGCUCAAUUUAAAAAUCAAUCAGUUUUUGGUUCGAUUAGGCGAAUACGAUUUUACGCAGUAUAACGAAACACGAUCCAGAGACUUUCGAGUGACAGAAAUCCGUAGUCACGUCGAUUUUGAUCCGGUCACCUACGAGAACGAUAUCGCCAUUUUGAAGCUAUUUAGACCAUCGUUAUUUAACUCGUACAUUUGGCCAAUUUGCAUGCCACCGUUGGAUGACUCUUGGGCAGGAUAUCGGGCUAUAGUGGUCGGUUGGGGAACUCAGUUCUUCGGUGGACCCCAUUCGAAGGUACUAAUGGAGGUAGACUUGCCUAUUUGGUCCAACAAAGAGUGUCAGGAAGUGUACAUAAAUCGAAUUUUCGAAACGAGCCUUUGCGCAGGCAAUUACGAAGGUGGAAAGGAUUCAUGCCAGGGAGACAGCGGAGGACCACUGAUGGUGCAAUUGCCCAACAAACGAUGGGUUUCCGUUGGAAUCGUAUCCUGGGGCAUCCGCUGCGGAGAGGCAAAUCAUCCAGGGAUUUACACACGCGUUGGAUCUUAUGUGCGUUGGGUUAUAGAAAAUGCGGUUUUUUGAGUCACUGUCAUAAUUCUCUCAAUAUUUAGUAUUAGGCAAUACUUAUUAUAAUACAUUGAUAAACAUAUUUAAAGGCUGAAAAUAAAAGUUCUAUGUCUAAGAA